GAUUGCAUUUACUUACAGUCAAAAAUGACGUCAAAGAGAAGCAGACGUUUAUUCUCAAACUGCUGAACCACGUCACGGAACCCUGCAUGUACAAGGAAAUCUGGGAUAUCGCCAAAACUUUCAACAUUGAGCAAGGUGUUGAUUUAUACACCAAAACCGAUGUUCACAAAAGUUUUGUAAAAAUGCUCAAGUAUGGCGUGCUCCCUCGAGGCGAAGUUUUCACGCUCCACAUCGACCGUCAGCUUGACGAAGUGGUAACCAUGUUCCACAUGCUUUACUACGCCAAGGACUUUGAGACCUUCAUCAAGACCGCCUGUUGGAUGCGUUGUUACAUGAACGAGGGCAUGUUUGUCUACGCUCUUACUGUUGCUUGCAGACAUCGUGUAGACUGCAAGGGAAUCAUUCUACCUCCUCCCUACGAAAUCUAUCCCUACUACUUUGUGCGCGCAGAUGUUAUCCAGAAGGCGUACAUGCUGAAAAUGAAGAAAGGACUCAUUGACCACAAGCUUUGUGACUUCUAUGGCAUCAAGAAGACUGACAAAGACGUUUACAUAAUCGAUGAGAACGUCUUCGACAAACGUGUGUAUCUUAAUGACGAUGACAAACUGAGAUACUUUACUGAAGACAUUGACCUAAACACCUACUACUACUACUUCCACGUCGACCAUCCAUUCUGGAUGAAGGAUACUAUUUUUGACAAAUAUAAGACUAGGCGUUGCGAGCUAACUCUGUAUAUUUACCAGCAAAUUUUGGCUAGGUACUAUCUUGAGAGAUUAUCCAAUGGAUUGGGAGAAAUUAAAACUCUGUCUUGGCACAAACCCAUCAGGAAGGGAUACUGGCCUUGGCUGAAAUUGCACAACGGUGUGUUCCUUUCAAAUAGAAUGAACAACUACGUCAUUGUUCGCGACGAUAAUGUCGAUAUUGUAACUCUAGCUCAGACCUACGAGAGGAUCAUCAGAGAGGCUGUUGUUAAAGGAUAUAUCGAAAUCAACGGCAAGAGGUUUGAACUGACGAAAACUGAGGAUAUUGAAACUCUGGGAAAACUUAUCUACGGAAAAGUCGACAAGGACCUAACCACUAACCUAAUCGAUAAGGACCGCGUUGAAGCUUACCGUUACCUGCUCAUCGUUAUGAAGGCCUGCCUUGGACUUAACGUUUUCAAAUCAGACAAGUACUUUGUCGUGCCCUCAAUUUUGGACCAAUACCAGACGGCUUUGCGUGAUCCGGUCUUCUACAAGCUGCAAAAGCGCCUAGUGAACAUCAUGAUUUUGUUCAAAAAUCGGCUGCCUUGUUACACCAAAGAGCACCUCCUGUUCCCCGGUGUUAAAAUCGACAACAUCGUAGUUGACAAGCUUGUUACCUAUUUCGACGACUACCUUAUGGAUAUGACCAACGCCGUUACUUUGACUGACGAAGAAAUGAAGAAAACUAAAUCCGACAUGAUCUUCAUGGUACGCAAAUACCGCCUGAACCAUCAACCCUUCAAAGUGACCAUCGAUGUCUUGUCUGACAAAACUGUCGACUGUGUUGUAAGAAUCUUCUUGGGGCCGAAGGAAGACCACUUAUACCGACUGAUUGACAUCAACAAGAACCGUCUCAACAUGGUCGAGCUUGACUCUUUCUUGUACAAACUGACUACUGGUAAAAACACCAUUGUCAGGGAUUCUAAAGAGAUGCACAACCUGGUGCGCGAUCGUAUUAUGACCCGUGACUUAUGGAAGAAGAUCGAUGGUAUUACUGAUAUGCGUGAUUUGUUAGUGAAGGACAUGAGGAAUUACAUGACUGGAUUCCCGACUAGGCUGUUAUUGCCCAAGGGUCAUGUUGGAGGCAUGAAGAUGAUGCUGUAUUGCAUUGUCACUCCGUUGAGACUGGUCGACAAUAUGGACCUGACACUCUUGGACACUAACCGCAAAGACCUCGUUAUGGACUUUCGAUCAACAGUCCUUCUCGACAAAAUGCCGCUUGGUUUCCCCUUCGAUCGUCAUAUUGAUGUAACUAAGUUCUUUACGCCCAACAUGAAGUUUGUGGAUGUCAAGAUUUUCCACAAAAAAAUAGAAUGUGACAUGAAGACUCGCUGGAACAGAUGGGUUCUGAAGCACUAUGACAUGGUACACAUGACCUCCAUCGACGAGGACAAGGUGUUCGUGGAUGCCGACCUCAACACUCACAUCGACCAUGAUAUGCACCUAGUUGACGUCGAUUUUUGAAUAAAUUGUUAGCCUAGCCCUUGUACAAAAUGUAUGUUGAAUGUAA
Cydia amplana is the source of this 2253-nucleotide messenger RNA. RefSeq names its product basic juvenile hormone-suppressible protein 2-like. Bases 87 to 2207 code for a protein of 706 amino acids. NCBI's taxonomy places the organism in Eukaryota, Metazoa, Arthropoda, Insecta, Lepidoptera, Tortricidae. The transcript is spliced from 4 exons. The record is from RefSeq and is a predicted model, not a curated record.